CAUCAUCUCCCAAUUUAAUUUUCCCUCGAUAUUUAUCCAAAUUCAGAAACAUAAUCUUGACAAUUUUAUGCUCCAUUCUUCCAAUCUCAGCCGUACGUUUCAUUCAAACUCCAAUUCUCCCCCACUGCGCCUUCCACUACCUUUUUCCUUUCUAUUAAAGUGUCCUCACAAACUCACCUCCUCUCUCUGUUUCUGUCUGCGGUAGGAUCGCCGACUCCGGAUUUACAUUUCAGGGGUCGAAGAUUUGUUCUGGGGUUUCUUUAAUUUCUUUAUAUAUAUACACACACAAUCAUGUCCGGGGGUAUUGCACGCGGUCGUCUUGCGGAGGAGCGGAAGUCAUGGCGAAAGAAUCAUCCCCAUGGUUUUGUUGCGAAACCGGAGACGAUGCCUGAUGGGACUGUGAAUUUGAUGAUUUGGCAUUGCAUUAUUCCUGGGAAAGUUGGGACAGACUGGGAGGGUGGUUUCUUCCCCCUUACACUCAAUUUCAGUGAGGACUACCCAAGUAAGCCACCAAAGUGUAGAUUUCCUCAGGGCUUCUUCCAUCCUAACGUGUACCCAUCAGGAACAGUCUGUCUAUCGAUUCUCAAUGAAGAUAGUGGGUGGAGACCAGCCAUAACAGUUAAACAAAUUCUUGUUGGAAUCCAGGAUUUGCUGGAUCAACCAAACCCGGCUGAUCCUGCUCAGACAGAGGGGUAUCAUCUCUUCAUCCAGGUAUGUCAUAUUUUGUUUUUAGACAGGGCAGUGAAAAGCUCAAUCCUUGGUCAUGAGGGUAGGCUAAGUGUAUUCUGUAGUGAUAUAUCUGUGCUUGCAGAUGUAAAACUAGUGAUCUCAAAGAUUUUGGGAGUGGUAAUGGCGACAUUUGGUUCUCAAUUUUGUGUGAAGGCAUGAGAAUCAGAAAUCCUUGCAUAUAGCAUGUUCAACUGUAGGCAUCUGACCUGCGUACUAAUGUGUGGGGUUUUAAGAGGCAUAUUUGUUGGUCAAGGGUGGGUGCAGUAAAUCGAGAAGGGCUAGAAGAAAUCAAUUAAUUAUAUAAUUAACUGUUGUGUCUUUACCCUGAUUGUUUUAGGGCUUGUUUGGUAACCCAUUAGUUUUCUAUUUUUUGUUUUUGAAAAUUAAUUUUUAAAAAACAGGUGUGUUUUUAAGUAAUUCACUUUUAUUUUCUUUAACAAGAAACUUGUUCUUAAAAUUAUGAAUGAAGGAAAAUUGAAAAAGAAAAAAAGAAACUUUCAAAAAAAUACAUUUUGUUUUCAAAAACAGAAAACAAAAUCAGAUAUCGAACAUAUAUGUUUUCUUUAGUAAACAAAAAUUUUAAAACAGAAUUUAGAAAACAAAAACAAAAAAUUGAAAUGGUUACCAAAUAGGCCUUAGUUGUCAUUCUUAUUUCUAUUCCACUAUAAUUGAUGAUUCUCCUUGAGUAUUACAACCAUUGCACAUUAAUUUUUUUUUUUUGUUUAUUUCUAAAAAUUAAUUUUUCAUAUGCCUACAUGGUCCUUUGAUUUUGAACUUUGUGCAAAUUCUUUUCAAGGGGGAAUAUUUUAUGUAUUCUUUGUAUUAAUUGUUUCUAGAUUAGAUACAACAAAAGAGGCAUACAAUAUGCAUUUCUAGACUGCAUGUGAUUCUUGAAAGAGAAAUUUUGGGAAUUGUUGCUUUCAAAAUGGGAAAACCGAAGGAACCUGGAUGGAUGGCUUUCCCGUUUCCAACUUUCAUAUGUCCUCAUGAGUCAUGUGAGUUUCAGUGUCAUGUCCCUGGGAAAAGUUGUAUAAUACUGGUUCUUACCUACAAACCACUUGAUUUGGAGGGAUUAGUUGAACCAUACUCUGUUUGAAGAGAUUUCUGACUGCUAGACUGCGUGGUUGGUAGCCGUUAAUUUUGUUGAGACACAGAGGUGUAUACUUGAACAAGAUGUGUUCUAUAGGUUGUAUGACCAUGCCUUUGAGCUGUAAGGCACUGACCGAAGAGUGUAAUAACACAGAAGUUUUGUGAAUGUGAUGGAAUUGGAUAACUACCUGACUUCUCUGAUUUUCUAUUGUUAAAUGGAAGAAUUUAUCCUUGUGCAGGAUGCCGUUGAGUACAAGAAGAGGGUUCGCCAACAAGCCAAGCAGUAUCCACCUUUGGUGUAAGCUGAUUGGGUCCCAUUAUACUUCUUGAUACUAUGAUGAUAUUAGCAGCCAGUUGCCACUGAUUGAAUCAACAUUUAAAACUGACUCGUUUUAUAGAUCGUUGGUAUGUGGUGCACAUUUCAAUUGUCAUGAUAAUCUCUGAAACUUUAGUGUUUCCCAGAUAUGGACCAACUUAUGUCGACAUUUAUAUCGGUAGACAUGUCAAGCCUGGUGCUGCAUUGUGUUCAUAUUGUGAACUUGUGGUUUCUUGCUCUAAAAAGUGUAUGAAAGAAAAGGUUUUUUCUUAACGUAUGGAUCAACUGCUACUUGCUUUUAUAAAGAAUGCCAUUUUUAUGUA
This is a messenger RNA of Cucumis melo (muskmelon), 2457 nucleotides long. RefSeq names its product SUMO-conjugating enzyme SCE1. Gene Ontology annotation, molecular function: SUMO conjugating enzyme activity. Gene Ontology annotation, biological process: protein sumoylation. The transcript has 4 exons. Gene Ontology annotation, cellular component: nucleus. The record is from RefSeq and is a predicted model, not a curated record. The coding region runs from base 292 to 888 and encodes 198 amino acids. NCBI's taxonomy places the organism in Eukaryota, Viridiplantae, Streptophyta, Magnoliopsida, Cucurbitales, Cucurbitaceae.